Molecule: messenger RNA, 2376 nt
Organism: Chenopodium quinoa (quinoa)
Lineage: Eukaryota; Viridiplantae; Streptophyta; Magnoliopsida; Caryophyllales; Amaranthaceae
Product: protein IQ-DOMAIN 31-like
Exons: 7
Coding region: 266-2017 (583 amino acids)
Molecular function (GO): protein binding
Source: RefSeq, a predicted model, not a curated record
UCAAAUGACCUCCAUGGAACGGCUGAAUCCAACGAGCUUACGUCAUAUUACCAUGAACCCGCCCAUACCAUAUUAGACCCUCUUUCAUUGCCAUUAAUAUUUAUUUAUUUUGUCUGCAAGACAAAAAAAAAAAAAAAUUAAAAAAUUAAAAAUUUUGGAGGGUAUAUUUCAGUGUUUCAGUACAGAGUAGCAGUAGUAAUGAUCUGCUACAUCACCUUCGCUUAAACUCCCAAGGUUUUGUUAAGUCAAAUUUGGCCUCUCAACAAUGGGGAAGUCACCUGGAAAGUGGAUAAAGACUGUAAUUUUUGGGAAGAAACCAUCCAAAUCCAAUUUUGCCAAGGGUAAAGAGAAAUCCACCAACGAGAAAGAGGUGCAUGUUCGUGUUAGGGCUCCUGAAACUGAAUCAACUGAUAACGAUGUUAAUCCUCCAGAGGUAUCAAGUGCUGCUAUAGAUGCAGUUCAUGUGGAUGACCAAACUUUUAGGUCAGAGUACAAGGAGUCUUCUCUUGUCCAGCCAGAUGGGGAUAUGCCAGUAUCUGGAGAUCAAUGCACUGAUCCAAAACAAACAGAGGAAACAGAUAUGUUAACUGACGAUGAGAGAAUAGAGUUAGAAAUGGCUGCAACUAAGACGCAGGCUGCUUUUAGGGGUUAUCUGGCUCGACGUGCAUUCAAGGCCCUGAAAGGCAUUAUAAGGCUUCAGGCUCUUAUUCGUGGACAUUUGGUGAGGAGACAAGCUGUUUCAACCUUGUAUUGCAUUAUAGGCGUUGUCAAGCUGCAAGCGCUUGUUCGUGGGUCAAAAAUUAGGUGUUCUGAUGCUGGCCUUGAAGUCCAGAAAGUCUGUAUAGUGAAGCCUCUGGAUGGCAAAGUUGGUGUUCAUGGAGACGUGUCUGCUUGCACCACAAGCUUGUCAGUGAAUGCAUUUACAAAAAAACUUCUAGCUCCAUCACCUGCAGUGAUGCCUCUGCGAGUCCAAUAUGAUGUGACAGAUUCAAAUUCAGUCCAGAAUUGGUUGGAAAGAUGGUCAAUAUCCUGCCCAUGGAAACCAGUCUCUCCCCCUAAGAAAGUCACUAACUCUAAGGUCCAGAAAAAGCAAGGGAACUCACUGGUCAUUGAUGGGGAUACAGGUAGGCCUAAGCGCAGUGUUCGCAAGGUUCCUUCCCUUUAUGAUAAUGUGUCAGGGCAGCCCACCUCUGAAGUAGAGAAACCACGGCGAAAUCUUAAGAAAGUUGUAAGCCAGCCAGCAGAGUCUGUACAAGAUAAUCCGCAGUAUGAGCUUGAGAAGGUUAAACGUAGCCUUAGAAAAGUUCACAACCCUGUGUCUGAAAGCCCUGGUCAGCCUCAGACUGAGGUAAUUGAGAAGCCAGUUCAAAGCCAAGGGAAAGUAACUGCAUCCAUUGUACAGGAGGUUUCGGCUCCAAAUGAGGUCAUUGUUGUUCAGAAUACCAAAGAAGAAACCAACAUGACUGUUAAGGAAGAGCCUAUUGUUUAUUCUAAGCCAGAUGAAGAGGAGACAACUGAGGAGCCUUUAGAGACAAGUCAGUCUGCUGAAUUCUCAAACGAUGAUGGAGCCCUGGUCAAAUCAGAGUCUUUUGAGAAUGACAAGGAUGAAAAUACUCCUGUGCCAAAUGGUGUCUUGAAAACUAAGGAAGAUUCUGCAUCAAACGAAAACCAGAAAUCCGGUAGGAGGGCUUCUUUUCCAGCAAAACAGGAGCAUAUGGAGGAUGGCUUGCAGAAUACUCCGAAGCUUCCUAGCUAUAUGCAGGCAACCCAAUCUGCCAAGGCAAAGUUAAGAGCACAGGGAUCCCCUAAAAUUGUACAAGAUGAAGCUGAGAAAAACAAUGUGACCCGGCGUCAUUCACUCCCAUCUGCACCAAAUGGAAAAGUCAGCUCAGUGUCACCAAGGACACAGAAACCGCUUCAAGGUAGUGGUGGAAAGAGUGGAAACAAAACUGAGAAAUCUUUGUUAUCUUCUAGAGAUGGAAGUGCGAAGUCUGGCCAAGCACAGUGGCGAAGGUGAUGGCAUUGCAGACAUGACUCAGGUUCAAUCAUGGUCAAGGUUAAAGUUUCUUUGCAGUUUGUGAUGUGGCCCUUAGUUAUGUUGUUAUUUAGGUUAAGAACUUACUGGACUUGCUAAUAUAUUUGGUGUGGAUACCAUAGCAGCUUUCUUGUGUAAGUUGGGUGCCUUUUGAGUGAAUGUAAAUUGCAGGCUUCACUGUUUUCAUUCUGCCGAAGUAAAUUUAGCUUUAUGAACUAUGUUGUCUUGUCUCAUUGUGGAAUAUGCGGGAUUAAGGUUGUGUAUAGUCUAUACUCUAUCGAGUUCGUUCUUGCUCCAUAUACUUUUUUUCUAGUUUGUUCAUUCUGAUUGUUUGUGGUUCA